This is a messenger RNA of Penaeus monodon (black tiger shrimp), 924 nucleotides long. RefSeq lists its product as uncharacterized. NCBI's taxonomy places the organism in Eukaryota, Metazoa, Arthropoda, Malacostraca, Decapoda, Penaeidae. The transcript has 2 exons. The coding region runs from base 1 to 486 and encodes 161 amino acids. The record is from RefSeq and is a predicted model, not a curated record.
AUGUUUCAGGACACGAGCGAGACCGACUCGACAGGCGGGGCUGUAGGAGGUAGCGAAGGCCCCCCGAACAACGGGCCUUCACUCCCCCCCGGGCUAAGUCCUGCUGUUGCUGCGGCCGCUGCAGCCGCAGGGGGCGUGGGUGCCCACUCCCUCCUUCAGCAGACCAUGUGCCAGUUGCUGCGGCCUUCGUCCCCUCGCGGAGAUGCGCCCUCCUCGCCGCCCCCGCUGGGACACCCGUCAGAGCCUCCUCGCUCCUUACACUGGGGCGCCCAGGACCUCCGACCUGACCUGGAUCGCCAAGAUGCCCACUCCCCGCCCUCGAUUGACCCCACAAAGACGAGCAGCGAUAAGGGCGAUAGUUUGUCUGGAACCUCAGGAUUUCCGCCCAAAUCGCCGCCAUCCAUGGGUCAGUUCAACAUGCCUGCAGAACUGUUCCAGGUAAGUCUCAGAAUUGGCUCUCCGACCUCGUAUUUCCACAUGCUCUAAGUCAGACUCUAACCCUCGUAGCUUCUGGAAUGUUCCUUUUAUAGUGGGGAAUCUCUUACGUAACCUUCGUCGGGUUUUCCUCCGGUUAAUUUCUCUCUUUUUAAAAGGACUAAAGCUGAAUCAAUGGCUUCUUUCAUCUCCUGGCCUUAGACUCCUACUUAGAGUAUGUAUGUAGAACUUUCUUUUUUAAGAUAUAUAUCUAUCAGAUUAAUGUAGGCUUCUAUCAAACAUUCAGCUUGUAUCAAUGUAAUAUUAACGCUUACCAUGUCGAACUUGUGAGACUCGAGAACUGCUUCUCAAUAAUUUUGUCACAUAUUUUAUAACACAAAUGAAGCUCAUAAUCCUUGCAUUUACUCUUGUUGAAUAUUCAGACUUGAGUCAUAAAUUGUGAACAUUGAACAUACAUUUUUAUGAUUGCCAACGACUGAUCUACGCAAC